AUGAUCGAUCGAUCGACAGGGGAAUCUCCCAAACAGGAAAUCAUCGUGGCUCCCCCUCCGCUGAUAAAAGUCCGACCCCCUUUGUCACACCGUGCAAAAUGUUUUCUUUUGAUUUGGGGUUUCAAAGUCGCUGCGAAAACACUGUUUCCCUUAAUCAGGUUGAUUGAACCGCCGGAGCCUGAAACUCGCCCAACAUUAGUCAAAAAAUAUCCAUGCCGACCGCAUCUUGAGUGCCGAAUCUUCUUUCCACCCAACUAUGAGUCUGGAAAGAGUCUCCCAGUGUAUCUCAACGUACAUGGUGGGGGUUUCGCUGUUUGCGACGCACAGAUGGACGAUAGAUUCUCUUCAUCUUGGGCCAAGCGCACGGGAAUGUUGGUCGUAGCCUUGAACUACCGGAAGGCUCCCAGGCAUCCUUUCCCAGUCGCCACUGGGGAUAUCCACGCCAUUACGCUUGCUGUUCUGGCAGAUGAGAGUUUACCCAUUGAUCUUGAUCGCGUGUCAAUGGGUGGAUUCAGUGCUGGAGGCCAACUGGCCUUGUCGGCAUCACAGCUUCCAGGUCUGAAAGGCGUUGUCAAGGCCGCUAUUACCUAUUAUCCCAUUGUUGACUUCAGUCAUCCGACGGAUGAAAAGCUGGAGGCUCGGCCCUAUACGGACGGGCCAAAAGAUAAACUUGCGGGGCCGUCAAACUGGGUUGAUUGGGCAUUUGUUUGUCCUGGAGCCAACAGACGUGACCCAUUGCUCAGUCCCUACUUCGCAAAUAGGGAGGACCUCCCUCCUUGGGUAUACAUCGUCGGUGCGCAAUGGGAUAUGUUGCGACUGGAAGCACAACAAAUGAUCCAUAAAUUGGCAGGAAAUGAGAGCAAGGACCAGGAGGAAGAUUUUGAGAUCGGGAACUACAAAUGGACACUUGCCAAAGGAUGUUCACAUGGGUUUACUCACGACUUUCGAGACUCGGAGGAGUCGAAAAAGGUGCAGGCGACAGCCGAGCGGAUAUUUGACGAAGCCCAUCAGUGGUUGAAGAAGAGCGUUUUGGUAUGA
Penicillium soppii is the source of this 1038-nucleotide messenger RNA. RefSeq names its product alpha/beta hydrolase fold protein. Lineage: Eukaryota; Fungi; Ascomycota; Eurotiomycetes; Eurotiales; Aspergillaceae. The record is from RefSeq and is a predicted model, not a curated record. The coding region runs from base 1 to 1038 and encodes 345 amino acids. Gene Ontology annotation, molecular function: hydrolase activity. The transcript has a single exon.